AUGAGCAAGAAGGAAGAUGCCGCCACCCCUGAGGAGGGGGUGGAUGUCCUUGUUCAGCCUCUCCCGCACGCCUCUCGCCCUACUGAUACCGUUGCCUUCGCUUCUAGAGAAGGUACUGAAUACCCUGGGGCCCCUGUAAGCGCCAGUAUGCCUCCUCCUCACGAGCCUUCUGCAACAGAGCUGGGUACAGGAAAUGGCGAGCAGGGCGCCGCAGCAGCCGAAGGAGCAGCAGGAGCAACACCAGCAGCAGCAGCAGAAGCAGCAGCAGCAGAAACAGAAGCAGCGCCUUCAGCAGGAGCUGCUCUCCACAGUACAGUACCUUGCAGUCUAGGCCCAGCUAGCCGACCUCCCCCUCAAGUAAUGACAGCAUUAGGUCCGAUGCCUCUUCCCCCGGAGAUAAGGCGGCGUAUACCUGAGAAGUUUGUUGCACGCCCUAUAAUUGAAGAGAGAGAGAUCUACAUAGCGAAGAAAGAAGUACAAGAAAGAACAAUUGAGGUUCCCCACGUUCAUUAUGAGCACAAGUUUGCUGAGGUUGCCAAGAGCCUAAAGAUAAAGAAAAUUGUCCCAACAAUAACAGAAGUUGUGAAAGAAGUGCCGCGCGAAGUGUAUAAACCCGUAAUUGAAGAAAAAGUAAUUGAAGUACCUCAAGGAGUUAAAUAUGUUGAAGUGCCCGUAGAAGUACCCUGUCUAUACCCGCCUAAGAUCGUACCUCGCCCUAAAGUUCAAGUGGUGGAGCGUGUUGUAGAGACAGUGAAGCCUGUUGUUCAAGAGAAAGUAAUAGAGGUGCCUCAGACAGUUGUGAAGCAAAUACCGAAAAUUAAAACUGUUGAGGUGCCCUACUAUGUACCAAGAUAUGUAGAAAAGAUUAUUGAAGUUCCUUAUCAGCCGCCGGAUGCUGCAGCACUUCCUCCUAUACUUAACGGGGCUCUACCUUCAGGUAUUGCAGCAAAGAUGCCUCUACCUUUCCAGAUGGGGCCCAUCCCUCUAAGCAGUAUGAAUUCAUUGAAUCUACCUUAUGAGGCAAAGGUAGAUGUGCGCAUCAGCCAGCAUCCACCUACGCAGCAGCAGCAGCAGCAAGGAGAGCAGCAGCAGCAAGGAGAGCAGCUGCAGCAGCAAGGCUCCUGCACUCUACCAGGGCCUCCUGGGGCUCCUGCAAUUGAGCUUGUGCAAGGAUUUAAAUGGGGAAAGCCACCGAAUGCUCCGCCUCCCUUUGGUGCUGCUGGUUUCUGCGGCAUGACUGGGAGCUCAGCUAGUUUGCUGCAGCAGCAGCAGCAAUUAGGCGGUCCUGCAGCAGCAGAUGGAGAUCCUCGCAUGCGAUAUAUGCCUCCUUUGAUGGUUACAUGCCCCCCUGAAGUAGGUCAAGUAAACUUUGCUGGUUUUGUUGCAGAACCUGAUAUCUUAACUCGUGAAGGGGUCAUGGCCUAUUCAGGGUUUAGAGACAGAGGUAACUUCAAGAUGCUCUUCCCUCCGCUUGCUCCUCAGCCAGGUGUACCUAUGAGACCUCCAGGGACCCCUGAUGUACAAACAAUUGAAGAAACGCACUUUUAUAUUCAUGGACAAGGACAGCAGCCCCAGCAGCUCGAUGCCUUGCAACGAAAGGCAGCAGAAAUCGAACAGCAGUAUGAACAGCCUCAGACAAACUGGUGCGGCCAGCAGCAGCCUCCCACUGCUGGGACUGUCUAUGAACAGUAG
This is a messenger RNA of Eimeria acervulina, 1692 nucleotides long. Its product is annotated as inner membrane complex protein IMC3, putative. Gene Ontology annotation, cellular component: nucleus. The coding region runs from base 1 to 1692 and encodes 563 amino acids. NCBI's taxonomy places the organism in Eukaryota, Apicomplexa, Conoidasida, Eucoccidiorida, Eimeriidae. Gene Ontology annotation, biological process: regulation of transcription by RNA polymerase II. The transcript has a single exon. Gene Ontology annotation, molecular function: transcription cis-regulatory region binding. The record is from RefSeq and is a predicted model, not a curated record.